AUGCUGUGGCUGUUUUGCUUCGCCUCACACCUUGUGUCAUGCUUGCCACGGUGCAUCGUGCAGGUAAGCUGCAAAGUGCUGCAAUUCUUUCAUCAGUACAUGCUGGGCUGCAACUACUUCUGGAUGCUUUGCGAAGGCAUUUAUCUUCACACGCUGAUCGUGGUGGCAGUGUUUGCCGAAGAACAGCGUUUGCACUGGUAUUACCUCUUGGGCUGGGGUUUCCCUUUAGUGCCAGCAUCCAUUCAUGCAGUUGCAAGGGCCAGAUACUUCAAUGACAACUGUUGGAUGAGUGUUGACACACACUUGCUUUAUAUUGUUCAUGGACCUGUAAUGGCAGCUUUAUUGGUCAAUUUUUUCUUUUUGCUUAACAUUGUCCGAGUUUUGGUGACAAAGCUGAGAGAUACCCACCGUGCUGAAUCCAACAUGUAUAUGAAAGCUGUCAGAGCCACUUUAAUCCUGGUGCCCUUACUAGGAAUUCAGUUUGUUAUUAUUCCCUGGAGACCAGAAAACCGACUUGCUGGCGAAAUAUAUGAUUACAUCAUGCAUAUACUAAUGCAUUACCAGGGCUUACUUGUGGCUACCAUAUUCUGCUUCUUCAAUGGCGAGGUGCAAGGAGCUCUGAAGAGGCAGUGGACGCAGUACAAAACCCAGUGGGGCCAAAGGCGCCGAGAGCACUGUUCCACACGAUCUACCUCCUACACUGCCACGUCAAUCACAGAGGUCCCUGUUUACCUGUACCAUCAUGACCCCAACAAUGAACAGUUGAAUGGAAGAUAUGUAGAAGACUCUGAACUCGUUGCACUAAAAUCUGGAGAGACAUCUGCCUAGCUCAGCACCAGCCACUGCAACCACAUCAUUUCAUGUUCUGCUUGUGAAAAAAAAUGGGGAGAAGGGUGGGAGUGUGGAAACGCAAGAUGCUGUGUCAGUGCAGGCCUAGGCAGAAGGGCACAUCCUAUUCAAACCACAUCAACUUCUUACAGUGAUGUAGAGGGAGUGUGAUGCAGACCUGGAAUAGGAUUUCUUCCUGUGCACUGCAGCAGGGAGUGAACAUGGCUGCGUACCCACCAGGCUGCGUAACCCCCACAUCUCCUGAUACCAGCUGUAUGAAGUGACCAUCUGACAUUUGUAGCAACCCCAGGUAGCCAAUAGCAAAUAGGAAGGAAGGAACCAGUAUGUGGCAAUUGGAAACUUUCAGCACUUUUUGCUUUUGGUACUUUUCUUUAACAUUAGAUUUUAAACCAUCAACUUUCACAAAGCGUAACUGACUUGGAGUCCUUUAUUACUCCCCUUUAAUGAGCUUGAUAACUGCUUAAAAAAUUUUGCACAUCGCAAGACAAAUCAAACAUAUAAACAGCAGAAAGUCAUUCUGCAGUAUUGAAAUCUUGAUACUUUCCAAAGAAUGCCACAAAAUAUUACCAUCCCCAAAGGAUACCCCAAAAUAUAAUCAUCCCAUUAGCAGGGGCAUAAAGCAAAUUAAGGUGAAAUAGUCAUUGCAUGCCAAGAUCUCAAACACCCUCAGAGAAACAGAUCAAUUCUUCAGGUUUAAUGACACCAGUCCUGAAGGCAUCUCAAAAUGGAUUUCGUUGAACAAUACUGGUAGUUCAAUAUUUAUUUAUAGGAAAAAUUGUCACCCUAUUACUCUGCCCAGAAACUCAUCAUUAAGCCACAAUUCUCUCACUCUGAAUAAACCGUGAAAUUUGUUUGGGAACUGUGGUUUUAUUUAAUAGGCAUUCUGAGUUGAGUGCUAGAUGAAUGCUUGUCUCUGUUAUAAAUUUGUGAUAAUGGCAGUAAAUGUUCCCAUGAAAGAAGUCAGAAACCAAUAUCUUCGCACAGGAAGCAUCUACUUUUAGAAUCUGGUUGCUCUCCUGAGUUCCUAAUCAUUAGAUAGUUUUGCCAAAAACCUUUAUAAUCUAUUUCAGCUUCUAUUAAAAUUAACCCUGUUAACUUGGGUGAGCAAUGAACAUCUUCAGUGCUCAGAAAUUAGUUACACAAUACAGUUCAUUGUAGACUUCAAAAACAUGAGGCCAUUUCCUCCACAGUGGUUUGAAACCAAUUUUAAAUAUUGUAUCCAGCCAGGCUGAUUUUCCUUCCCUGACACAACCAGACCCUAAGAUUUACCAUCAACUUGUAGAUAUUAAAUGGAGGAAAAAUAUACGCGUCUAGCUACCUGAGUCAUCAUCUCACUGGAAAAGUCCCUUGCAGGAAUGGGUUCAUGAGGAAGGGCUGUGAAGCCAGCACUAUGAGAAGGCACCAGAUUCGCCCUAUUCAUGCAUGAGGCAAUGCCUUGCAGGGAGGGGGCUGCUCUGUUUUCACCACCAGCACACACACCAGCUGUGCACCACAACCCCUUGUUCCCAGAGCGAGGAGGAAGCUGCUGGCUCUGCCAUCGUAGAACAAAAGAGGAGCUGGGGAACAAGAAGGAAUUGUCUGCUGGCGGUGCAGAUCAUCACGUGGUCAAUCCAGCAGAACACUUACAAGAAAAUACCAUUGUGUGCGUUUGUUCAAGCCACAUAUCUAUUUUUCAGACUUCAAGGGAUACAAAGACGGUUAUUUUUUUUUUUGAAACAACAGUAUUUCUCACAUUGCUAUUUCUUCUUUCACCAUUGAACAAUAGGAAAUGGAGGAGUCAGUUGUUAAAGACAAUAAAGUGGCUCUACUAUGAAUCUGUAAUAUUCUGAAUAGCUUUGGGGCACACUGCACUUCCCAGGAGGGCAGCAGAAGGCAUUCCUGCUUUCUAAAGACAUAAACGAGCUGAUUGUAAAAGAAAUGUGCAUAAUAUAGAGAGUUUAAUAAUGAACAUGUUGGUUUUAAUAAUGCACACAUUUUAAACAUGUAAGUGCAAGUUGUUUCACAGCCAGUUAUGUUCAUGUAGAUGUACAAAAUGGAAAUGCUUUCCCAUUAUAUUGAUUGUUUUCUUUCUUCACUAAUAAUAUUUUCUUGCUCUGUUUAGUAGUGUGCUCUGAAAAGCCAGAUCCAGGAUCUGAGGUUUAGGAUAUUGUUUGCAUCUUUGGUGUGCUUGUGUCAGUCUUUAUGGAAGCUUUGGUUUCAGCCAAGUGAUGAUGAUUUCCAGCCACAAAAAAAAUUAGUAUAACAUACACACUGAGUUUAGGGCUGUCAUCACACUUGGGUUUUGUAGGAAAGGCUGAGUUUUAAAGGUACUUACUGAGUAAUUUCUAAUCAAAAUAUUUUCCAAUGGGAAAUGCUAUUUUUCUUCAUCUCAAGAUGGUUUGAAAUGUCAUCAUUGCACACAUAAGGUAAAUUUAAUUCUCUACUUUAUAAAUAGCUCCAUACACUAGUGACAGUAAUAUUGAGAAUGCUGAUACAACCUCAGUAAUUCCAAUAAUGAUAGUAGGGUGGUUUGACUCUAAUAGAUUUCACAAGAACAGCAGAAACAUAUAAUUAAUGAAUGAGUAUCAAAAAGUAUGGAAGGAGCUGACACUUGAAUCAGUGGAUUCAAGGUGUAUUUUAAGAGGAAAGCAACCUCACAUUUAUCACCUCUGCAGUAUCUGUUUCCUCUCAAACACCACACCCAACACAUGAAAACCCAGUUUAGUGAGCAUUUGCUCUGGCAGAAGGUUUUGUGUGGUUGCUCUGAGCAACUAAAUCUAUCAGAAAGACAGAUUUAGAUUGAUGCAGUUGUUAUUCUUUACGAGGUACAGAAACACAAAUUAAAGUAUUUGUUGCA
This is a messenger RNA of Hirundo rustica (Barn swallow), 3685 nucleotides long. RefSeq names its product calcitonin receptor (gene CALCR). NCBI's taxonomy places the organism in Eukaryota, Metazoa, Chordata, Aves, Passeriformes, Hirundinidae. The record is from RefSeq and is a predicted model, not a curated record. Gene Ontology annotation, biological process: positive regulation of cytosolic calcium ion concentration; cell surface receptor signaling pathway; adenylate cyclase-activating G protein-coupled receptor signaling pathway. Bases 1 to 828 code for a protein of 275 amino acids. Gene Ontology annotation, cellular component: axon; plasma membrane. Gene Ontology annotation, molecular function: amylin receptor activity; calcitonin receptor activity. The transcript has 7 exons.